AUGAAGACUCGGGCCUGCUACCAGCCCCGUCUCCUAAAAGGGAAAAAGAAAUGGUUUUUGUGGGCCCUCAGUGGCUUCCUCUUCCUGUUCUCAGUGGCCAUGACUGGCUGCUUCCUAUGGCAGUACCACCUCCCCAAGCUGCAGAGCGGUUCCUUGAAGCCAGAGGUGACCCCAGCCCCGGUGAAGAUGUGUCCCCGGCACCCUGAGCUUGUGCCUCUGGCUCACCCCCUCCCGGUGCUGAAGGAGGCCUUGGAGAAGGUGGAUGGAAUUCUGCGCAAGGCAAUGCUGGCCCCAGGCCUGGCUGCCAUGUCCGCUCUUGUCAUCCACAACGACACCGUGCUCUGGACUGGGAACUUCGGAAGGAAGAAUGGCUCAGAUCCAAAUUCUGGAACCCCUAAUGAGUAUACUAUGUACCGGAUUGCCAGCAUCUCCAAGAUCUUCCCCGUGCUUAUGCUGUAUCGCCUGUGGGAGGAGGGCAUCGUGGCCUCCCUGGACGACCCUCUGGAGCGUUAUGCCAGCACCUUCUCCAUCAACAACCCGCUGGGCAAGGCCCAAGACCCAGAACCACAGGGCCCAAUGGGGGAGUUUGAAGAGAUGGGCUCCCUCCCGAGGCCUUCUUCUGUCACCCUGCGGAGGAUGGCCAGUCAGCUGUCAGGACUUCCCCGAAGGCUGCGGGGCACUUCGCUGCUGUGGAGAGGCAGCACCCAGGAGGCUCUGAGCCUGCUCAGGGAUGAUGUCCUGGUGGCUGACCCAGGAACCAGAUGCCACUACAGCACACUGGCCUUCUCGCUCCUGGCCCAUGUGCUGGCUGCGCACGCGGCACAGGGCGACUACGAACGCUGGGUAUCUGAGCAAGUCCUGGAGCCGCUGGGGAUGAGCGACACUGGCUUUGCACUGACCGGAGCGGUGCGCUCUCGCCUGGCUGCCGGCUUCUACGGCAGCGGCCGGUCCGCGCCGCUGUAUGAUCUGGGCUGGUACCGGCCAUCCGGCCAGAUGUACUCAACGGCUGCAGACCUGGCCAGGCUGGCGGCCGCGCUACUGGGUGCAGGGCCCCGACGGCUGCUGCGGCCCGACAACCUGGCCACACUGCUGUCACCGCUGCGUGCCUGUGCCCACGGCUACUUCGCUCGCGAAACCGGCACACCUUGGGAGUUCCACGAGCGGCGCGGAUACCGAGUGGCGCGCAAGGACGGCGACCUGGAUGGCUACGCCGCCAGCCUGGCACUCGUGCCACCGCUGCGCUUAGGGUUUGUGCUGUUGCUGGCUGGGCCGCGCCCACCCACGCGCGACCUGGUAGCCGACGCUCUGGACACGCUGCUGCCUGCUCUGGAGCGCGCGUUGCGCGAUGCUGACCGCGCCCCCGCGCCCCCGCCCCGCGCGCGCCCGUUCUCUGGCUUCUUCACCUUCGCCAAUCGCACCUUCUACGAGGUGCGUGCCGCCGGGCCGCGGGGCGAGCUGCGCUUGCGCCAGUUUGGGCCGCGCGUGGAGGCGCUGGUGCCUGCUGCCUUCCGAUCGCUCGCCCUGCGCCACGUGCGCGGGCGCGUCUUCCAGCUGCACGUGGCGCGCGAGUUCCCAUGCACGCUGCCGCUCGCAGAUGCCUGGCUGUCUCUGGAGGCGCAGCACGGGCAGCUGGUGCGUUUCUACCCGCUGGAUCGCCACGGGCUGGCGCCAGGCUUCGACGUGCCGGGACUCAACACUUACGGCGUGCUACGCUUGCAACGCAGGCCGGUGUUCGGCUCCCAGUAA
This is a messenger RNA of Peromyscus eremicus (cactus mouse), 1746 nucleotides long. It is a transcript of the gene Lactbl1, whose product is annotated as lactamase beta like 1. Bases 1 to 1746 code for a protein of 581 amino acids. Lineage: Eukaryota; Metazoa; Chordata; Mammalia; Rodentia; Cricetidae. The transcript has 7 exons. The record is from RefSeq and is a predicted model, not a curated record.